GUCGCUGGUGUCUCCCCUGUUGGAGUGGCAUGAGUCACAACAACAGACACAAGCGAAAGCGUACUGUGAGCUAUGUCUCCUGAGGGUGAGCCCCAAAGUCCCUCCCUUGGAUCCAGCUCCACCAAGGAGGAUCUGGCUCUCAAUUGCUGUGACCUAGAAAGCAGUCGUCAUCUACAAGGGGAGAAUUGGAUAUGUAACAGUCUUCAGAUGAGAGCUAAGAUCAAUCGCACUGAAGACCUCACCGAUGGGAGGACCUCUUUACUGAAGCUACUUCUUGAUGCUGAAGCUGCUGGCAACUUUGCGGCGAUACAACUUGCGUCUUUCAAAGAUGCAAUUGAAGAUGAAUUUGCUGGUUUAGGAGAGUCUCCCAAAAACAAGCACCAAAUCGUACGACGGAGAGGACUUUUGCUCGAAAAGCUGGAAGAUUUUAGACGGAUAAACAAAUCUGUGCGGCAGAAGCUAAAAGAAGUUCAGGAUGCAGAGGUUAAUCGAAUUGACUCAAACAAACAGAUAGACCUCCUGCAGCACAAGCUCACACAGACAGAAAGUGAAAACGAGCGUUUAAAAAAAGAUCUGAGUGAGACCGAACUGAGGAUCGAGGAACUGAUGAAGAUGAGGAGAGAAGAGCAGGAGAACAUUAAAAGUGCCGUUCACAUGACCAAGUGUGCAGAAUCAACUCGCACUCGCCUGCAGGGGCAGCUGCGUAAGAAGGAGGCGGAGAACAAUCGGCUGACUGUUCAGUUACAGGUCCUGAAACGAACUGUAACGCGGCAGGAGCUGAAGACGGACGAACUGAAAGCAUCCAUCGCCUCUCUGACCAAGAAAGCAGCGCAGGACAAGGAGUCGCUAAAGAAAGCCACCCGAGCUCAGAAACUGCGCGCUGAGAGGUUUGAAGCUGCCGCUGAAGAAUGCUACGCACAGCUGAAAGAAAAAGAAGCUCAGCUGACUAAAGCUCAUUCAGAGAGAAACUCCAGGAAGCGGCAGAAGGAGCAGGUGGAGGAGGAGAGAGAAAAACUCACAGCUCAGAUUGACUUACUGAAAAGUCAAGCUGCAGACUUGACAGUGAAGCUGCAAAAAAAGAAGGAUGAACAAACUGCAGCAAACGAAACGAGGAUAAAGAAGAUUGAAAAACUCAUCAGUCACAAUGGAGACCUCACUGUCCGUAACACUGUACUCACAGCGUCUGUGGCUCGACUGGAGCAGCAGCUCUCAGCUUGCGAGUCUGCUCUUACUGAAGAGAAAACCAUCUCGCAGGAGAAGAAACGUGAAGCUGAACAGUGCCAACGUCAGGUUGCAGAACUUCAAGUUGAGAUUGACGGCCUCAGAAUAAAAUAUGCAAAUCUCUUAAGAGAAACCGAAAAGACACGAGAAGGAAGGUCGACAGAGGUGGAGGCGACGGAGAGUCAAACUAAACAGCUGAGAUCAUCUGUGGAGAUGAACGAGUCCAUUCGUGAAGCUAACACACAGCGACACAGCAACGUGAAGUCGCUUCAAAAGCAAAGGGACGAGUUGCAGCAGGAGAACCUGGAGCUCGUCCGGAAGCUGGCCGCUCAGGAGGAAGCUCUGACCUACAGCAAGCAGCAGCUGGACCAGCGCUCGGCAGAGUGUCAGGCCCUGAGCCGGCAGCUGGAGGCGGCUCUGGCGGACGUCAGAGAGCAGGUCAAAAUAGUUAAAUUUCAAGCUGCUUCCAGAGAAGAAAACUUGCAGACGAAAAUUUUGGAGCUGGAAGCCGAGAAGAGAAAACGUGAGAACGAGCUGAGGCUUCUUCGUCAGAACAAAGUAACUGCAGAAAAAACAUUUGAGGUGCGUCUGAAGGACCUGCAGCUCAGCCUGGAACAAUCGGAGAGCCACAAUCGAAGCAUUCGGAACUAUGUCGAUUUCCUGAAAAACUCUUACAAAACAAUGUUUGAUUAAAGGGCUGCAGAUGUCAACUUUUGGAUCAUCGUGUUUUCUAAAAUGACAAAAGUUUGCAUUUAAUAACUGUUGUAGUGCUUCUCCUGUGAUAUUUAUUUGACCAAUUUAAAUUUUAAUAGUGGAAAGAUUUUUUUUUAUUGUGUUUCAGAAAACUGAAAACUGUCUUGUAUAUAUAUUUUUUAUCGUGUUUUAAUGGUAACUUUUGCUUUUCCUUACAGGGAGUAUCCAUGUUGUCUGACCAGGGUUUGAUAACUGUUUUAGAUCAGAUCUAAAAUUGUGCUUUGUGUCAUUUUUUAAACAUAUUCAAGCAUCUUGGUGCUACAUUUAUCCACUUGACAAUGAGCUGGCUAAACCUCAUAGUAUGCUGCAAAAAUAUUUUUCCUUUUUAAACGUAUUAAAAAAAACAGAAACUUACACAAAUCCUUACAUACUAAGUUUUUUGUUCGUACCAGCCUCGUUAAAUGGUGGAUGAAUGGAUCUAACCGUCAUUUGGUGCUUUUAAAUCAACAUCUUCCAGAGUUGUAACACUCAGAAAAUGAUCAUUUUAUUGUUGUGCGUUUGAUGCUGAUGUUGAGUGUGUUUUUAUGGUGAUUGUAUGGGUGAUGUGUAUUUCUUGAUUUUUAAUGUUCUGUUUACAGUUGGAAUGAAGUGAAUCAGACUAUUAAAAAAAACUUGUGCCUUUACAAUCAGGUCAAA
Molecule: messenger RNA, 2610 nt
Organism: Austrofundulus limnaeus
Lineage: Eukaryota; Metazoa; Chordata; Actinopteri; Cyprinodontiformes; Rivulidae
Product: outer dense fiber protein 2-like
Exons: 16
Coding region: 73-1914 (613 amino acids)
Biological process (GO): negative regulation of cilium assembly
Cellular component (GO): ciliary basal body; centrosome
Source: RefSeq, a predicted model, not a curated record